Messenger RNA from Exophiala dermatitidis NIH/UT8656, 1523 nucleotides. RefSeq lists its product as uncharacterized. Lineage: Eukaryota; Fungi; Ascomycota; Eurotiomycetes; Chaetothyriales; Herpotrichiellaceae. The record is from RefSeq and is a predicted model, not a curated record. The coding region runs from base 63 to 974 and encodes 303 amino acids. Gene Ontology annotation, molecular function: small ribosomal subunit rRNA binding; mRNA 5'-UTR binding; structural constituent of ribosome. Gene Ontology annotation, biological process: translation; maturation of SSU-rRNA from tricistronic rRNA transcript (SSU-rRNA, 5.8S rRNA, LSU-rRNA); ribosomal small subunit assembly. Gene Ontology annotation, cellular component: mitochondrial small ribosomal subunit; ribosome. The transcript has a single exon.
UGCAUUUGCACUGCAAGUCACAGCCAUCACGCCAAUUGACUCCCCAUCUGAGGGAGUUCUUUAUGAUAGCUACUGUUACCAGGAGGACAUUACUGCAUCCGAUUGACCUCCUGUUGCACGAUAUCAGGAUACCCACUCCUUUUUCUGUCAAGAUGUCACGCCCCAGCAGUAUCAUCUCGUCCAUGUGUCGAUCAUGUCGGCGGACAUACAUGUCGACGCAGACACAGACACAGACACGACGCUACGCAUCCAGCAACACAAAUACCUCUUCAAGCACACGCCACAGUCACGAGCCGAGCAGUCUGGCCGAAAGACUAGGGAUCCGAGUUGAACCAGAGACGCCUCCAGCCGAACCGCAGGCACUCGACCAGAUCGCCGAAGCACUACGCAAACCAAGCAAGACGACUUCUUCCUCAACCUCAACCUCAUCCUCCGAGGAUCUCAGUUCGCUAUUGAGCGGCGACUUGAGGUCGAUUGCACGAAGCGCGCGCGACGAAGCGGCCACACGACCAAGCGCUCGAGUCUCGGCCGACGAGCCGUACCACCUGACGGUAUAUGCGCACAAGCACAACACCCACAUCACGUUCACGGAGCCGUCGCGGAACCCGAUCCUGUCGCUGUCGACGGGCAACCUGGGUCUGCGGAAAGCUCAGCGCAGCUCCUAUGACGCCUCCUACCAGUUGGCCAGCUACACGUUCCGCAAAAUGGCCGAGAAACAGUGGCGGAUUGGCGGCAAGAAAAACACUUCUAAUCCUAUGCUGACACUGGCCGAUGUCCGCAAGCCCGGCGCCAUGUCUGGAGGUGCGGGGAUAGAGGUCAUCAUGCGAGGAUACGGGCCCGGCAGAGAGGCGUUUCAAAAGGCCCUUUUGGGCACUGAGGGCCGCAUGAUCAAACCUUUGGUUUCGAAGGUUACGGAUUCCACACGUCUCAAGUUCGGAGGCACCAGGAGUCCCAAGGUGCGGCGGUUGGGAUGAGCUGGGCACAGCACCCAGAAUUGCAAAGGAAGAGAAAGCGCCCCGCUACCAUUUCGACACUUGUAGUUUAUACAUACCUGCGUUGCUGUCGUCUUCUCCCUGGUGUGCUCUGGGUUUGUCGGUAUGUUGCAUUGUCCACGGUGUACAAUGGAUGGGAAGUAUGCAAAAGACAAAAUGAGAACAUGGCACGUUCUCACGUGAAGCCUGGGUUCAUUGCAAGUCAUUUGUUGACAUCGAAAGUAAACUAGUGGAAUCCUCGUUUUGGGAAAAGGUCCAAUGUCAACCCAAGGUUCAGUCGGUGGAAGGGAGCAUCACAAUAUAACAGACUCCAGGAAUUCUUGAAAUUGCACGGUACGGCUUUACAGUAAGCAGACCGGGACAACCCUCGAAUGUGUAGAUAGCUAUCUUGGAAAGUCUUCGUUCCUCUUUUUUUGGGCGAAAAAGAUAAAUACAAAGAACAAAAUCCCACCGCCAACACUGACCAGGAACCCAAAUUCUCUUCUAUACCUUGACCACUUCUGAUCCGUGUUGGGCGCCAUGACAAGACGA